This is a messenger RNA of Acanthosepion pharaonis, 1785 nucleotides long. The record is from the annotation of a GenBank genome assembly. Lineage: Eukaryota; Metazoa; Mollusca; Cephalopoda; Sepiida; Sepiidae.
AUGGAAUUCGGUGAUCAUUUUUCCGUUUCUUUUCUUUUCCCAUUCGCCAUCAAUCUUAGGACUUUUGUCUUUAACUCUUGCGUCUUCUUCCUUACUUUAUUCAUAUAUCUCUAUUUGAACUUGUUUAUAUCUAUCUAUCUAUCUAUCUAUCUAUCUAUCUAUCUAUCUAUCUAUCUAUCUCACUCUAUUCGUAUGUACCUCACUCUAUUCAUUUCUAUCUAUCUCUAUAUCUCUAUUUCUCUCUCCCCGAUUAGUCCCUAUCUAUCUAUCUAUCUAUCUAUCUAUCUAUCUAUCUAUCUAUCUAUCUAUCUUCAUAUGUACCUCUAUUCAUUUCUAUCUAUCUCUAUAUCUAUCUAUCUCCAAUUAGGUGAUGAGAGGUUUUCUAUGAACAGAUACUCACUAGACCCUGUUUAUCUAUCUAUCUAUCUAUCUAUCUAUCUAUCUAUCUAUCUAUAUUCAUAUGUGAUCUAUAUUUCUAUCUACAGGUUCAGGACUAAUCGUUACCCUGUUUAUCUAUCUAUCUAUCUAUCUAUCUAUCUAUCUAUCUAUCUAUCUAUCUAUCUCACUCUAUUCAUAUGUACUUCACUCUAUACAUUUCUAUCUAUCUCUAUAUCUCUCUGUCUCCGAUUAGGUCCAGACAUUUUCGUCAUCUCCUUAUCGAUCUACGAGAAGUCCCUAUCUAUCUAUCUAUCUAUCUAUCUAUCUAUCUAUCUAUCUUCAUAUGAUCUCUCUAUCUAUCUAUCUAUCUAUCUAUCUAUCUAUCUAUCUAUCUAUCUCAGACUGUCCAUAUCUAUGACGGUUUGUCGGUCAGUCUAUCUAUCUAUCUAUCUAUCUAUCUAUCUAUCUAUCUAUCUAUCUAUCUAUCUCAGACUGUUAAUAUAUAUGACAGUUUGUUCUGAUCUAUCUAUCUAUCUAUCUAUCUAUCUAUCUAUCUCAGACUGUUCAUAUCUAUCUAUGACAGUUUGUCCGCAUCUAUCUAUUCAUUCUAUCUAUCUAUCUAUCUAUCUAUCUAUCUAUCUCGUAUUCUUUCUUUGGUGUUGCAUUUUCCUUUGUUGUUUCUCUUUCCUUCUUUCUUUUUUUCUUUCUUAUAAGCUUGCAUUUUUAAAAAUAAGUUUAUUCAUUUCUUCAUUCGUUUCUCUCUUUCAGGCUUGUCUUCUCUUUUCAUUCUUUACGCCUUCUUUUUCUUUCUUUGUUCUUUAUUUUACUUGUCUUUUCUUCAUUGUUUUUCUUUGUUUUCUUUCGCUGUUUCACGCAUGCGUGCGUUCUUUAAUUUGUUCUCUUUUCCUUCGUGCCUUUCGUUCUUUCUUUUUUUCUUCUCUUAAUCAUUUUAUUAUGUUUUCCUUUGUUUUCUUUCUCUUGACGAUUUUAAUAAUUUUCAUUCUUUCUUUCUUUUUUAAUGUUUUUCUCCCUUUCUCUCUUUAUUUACUUUCUCAUUUUCUUUCUUUGAUUUUGUCUUUUGUUUUUCUUUCAAACCUGCUUGAUUUUUUUUUAAUAUUCCUUUAUUCUUUUCUUUCUUUCUUUUUCUUUCAUUCUCUCUCUUUCUUGCUUUCUUUAUUCAUUUUAUAUUUCCUUUCUUUUCUUUCUUUACGCCUGCCUUUUCUUUCUUUGUUUUUUUGUCUUUCUUUCAAACACGCUUUGUUUAAUAAUUUUUUUCGUUCUUCAUGUCCUAUCUUUAUUUUACGCAUGUCUUUUCCUUGUUUUCUGUCUUUAUUUUCUUUUUUCUUCGUUUCAAGGUUACUAAUGCUUUUCCUUUUCUUUCUUUCUUUCUUUCUUUCUUUCUUAUGA